AUGACUAACUUUAUAGAGGAAUCAAUAAUUAUUAAUCAUCUUACUUCUCCUUAAAAUUUUAAUAAUCCAUAAUAACACCAAUUCAACCUAAACUCUGUUUCCAUUCAUCAGACUCCUCAUAAUAGUCUCGACUAUUCUAAAAUUGUUGAGAACGAUAAUAUAGAAAAAGUUGUAAAUCCAAUGAGCAGUCUUAGUCAUUUAUCUUCUGAUCAUUUAUCAAAAGAAAAUUCAGACCCAGAAUUAAAAUAAGUUUUGACAGAAAUCAAUGAUUCUCAACGUUUUUCUUAAGAAAAUCUCCAAGAAUUAUAAAUGUGUUAAGAAACUUAAAUCAAAUAAAACUAAUUAAAUAGUAUGUCGGAACUUCAAUAAUAAUAAAUUGAUAAGCAUAAAUAAAUCAUUAUGAAAAAAAAUUGUCAAUUCAAUUUUGUAAAUUCAUUCAAUUCUUACUUGAAUCAAAAUUAUUAAAAACCUUCUAGUCCAAUUAAUCAUAUCUAAAAACAUUAAAUUUAGUCAUAAUAUACAAAUUUAGAUUAGGAUUUACUUGAAAACUUAAAAGAAAUCUAUAAAUUUUAUUCUAAAUUACCUAUUACAACCAAUAAAUACUAAACCUUUGAAAAAUUGUAGUAACUCUCUCAUACUAUGAUAUUAUAAAAGUUUAUGAUUUUUUGUAAAGAUUUUAAUUUGAUUGAUUUGGAAAUCUCAAAUGAUUUAAUCUCACUCUUAGGUGGUAAAAUAAAUAAUCUUCCAAAAAAAUAAAUCAAUUACAAUUAUAAAAAUAAUAACAAAUCUAAUUUCAUAUUAACUAAAUUUUAUCUAGUUUAAAUAUAUAAACAAAAUGCUGAUAAAAAUAUGUAAUUAAAUUUUUAAAACUUCAUUAUCUUAAUUUAAAAACUAGCUGAUUAACUUUUUCCUUUAUAGGAUUAUUUACUGCAUGAAUUUUUAAAUCUCAAGUAUCCAAGAAUUUAUAGAAGAAAGAUGGCAUUAAUUGGAAAACCUUUUAAUUCAAGAGAAUAAAGUGAAAUUAUGACUUUAGAAAAAUUGAAUGAAAGAAAAAAUAUAUUACCAUAAAAAUAUAAAAGGAGAUCAGAAAGCACAAAAAAAUAAGAAGAUAUUUAUCAUCUUCAAUUUCCAAAAAUAUCAAGAAAAACAAAUACUUUUUAAUGUUAUUCACCUCUUGAAGAUAAAUAAUAAAAUGAAGGCAGCAACUCUCUUUAAAUAGAAGAUUUAAAUGAUUAGAAAUAAAAUUUAGAUCCAAGAAGGUUAUUUGUUGAUAAUAAAAAUUAUGAUGAAUACUCUCCAUAACAUUAUUAGUAUUUUAAAGAAUAAUAAAAUAAAUAAAUAAAACUAUCAGAUUAAAUCAAUUUUUCAAAAAUAUAUAAAGGAUAAUAAGUUUCUCUUUAAAGCAAUAUUUUAGGUUCUCAUCAUAAAUGUGAUAAAUAAAUUAAUAAUAGUAGAAAUCAAUUAGAAAUAAGUCAAAAUAUGAUGGUGUCUGGAAUAACAAGACUUACAAAUCUUAAAAGUUUUGAUAAUCAAGAUAAUAUAACAAAGAAAUCUCCAUCCUAUUCUCCUUAACAUAGAGAAUUAUGCAAUUUAGAGAAGUAAUAUAAAAUUCGUUAAGGAUUUGUUAAUUAGUAAUCAUGUCGAGAAAAAUAAGUUAAAAAGACAAAAUUUUGA
Molecule: messenger RNA, 1674 nt
Organism: Paramecium sonneborni
Lineage: Eukaryota; Ciliophora; Oligohymenophorea; Peniculida; Parameciidae
Source: the annotation of a GenBank genome assembly